Molecule: messenger RNA, 2367 nt
Organism: Mucor velutinosus
Lineage: Eukaryota; Fungi; Mucoromycota; Mucoromycetes; Mucorales; Mucoraceae
Product: Glutathione peroxidase 2
Exons: 6
Coding region: 1-2367 (788 amino acids)
Source: RefSeq, a predicted model, not a curated record
AUGCCACAGCCAGAAGCCAGCAGCAGCAGCAACAACAACAACAACAACAAGCCUGAUCUUAAGGAAUUGGCAAAGAUGCUGUCGGAUGCCUACUACAACAUCUUGCAGCAUUCAACCCUAACGCCAGCCCAGAUGAUCAACAGUUUAAAGCAACUGGCACAGUAUAGCAGCGAUCUACCCACUUCAUGGUUCACGCCACAAUUCCUAGAUACCUUGAUUGCAUUCAAGAGUAGAUUCAUGCUGGAUGGACAAUUGGAAGGCCUUGCCUCCAUCAUUACUUUAUUCUCCAGUUGGCUCCGUCGCUUGAACGCAGUGGAUGAUUCGAGAUUGAAGCUUGUCAUGGACACCUUGUUGGAACUGCUCUUGUCAACAGACAACCGUUAUUUGGCGAUUCAGAAAGACGCAUGGAUUGGCUGGGUAUCAUUGAUGGGAAAGAGUCAGGAUAUCACUUUAUUGGAAGGCAUGACAAAAGUAUUGGAACUGUACACCUUGGGCCACGACGACCAGAGGAUACACGCCUUGUCAGAAGCGUUGGAUGCAGGUGUAGCGCACGCAUUGGCUCAAACAAACGCCCUCAAUGAUUUUGAAGUGGAGUCUUGCCGAAACCUAUUACAUGCUCACAUCCAGUAUUGCGCAAAGAGAGCAGAUGGUCCCCGUGCGAUUAUGACGGCUAUUGAGCAUGUGGUAGAUAUCAGAUCGCAGGAGAAGCCCCAGAGUAGAGCUGAAGCUGACUUAGCGACGCUUGUCAAUAUGGCCAAGGAUGUUGUAAAGGAUCAACCAGAGACAUUAGCUAUCAAUUUCACAUGUUUAGCCGUGUUGGCCGGUGUAGUACGCAUGUUGCAGUUUAAUCAAGGAAAGAAGACAAAAAAGGUGCUUGGCCUAAGACAAGAUGCUGAAAAGGCAUUCAUCACUCAGUUGGAUAUGGCUGUUGACAAGGUUACUUCCCCAGAGCAUGUUCAUGAUGUUGCCAUCAACCAAGACAUGAUUGCUUUCUUUGCUUGCAGAUGCAUCAUACAAAUUCCAUCUGAAUUGACACUUGCCAUGAAGAACCUUUCUACGCUCCUCAAGUUACUUGGCGCAAGCUUAUUGACCAGUCCCUACACCUUCAACAACAGCGAUGUUAUUCACAGACUACAAAAUAAGCCAGAGAUCACAAAAGAAAUGACUCAAUUGGUCAACCAGCCUCUCUUUAAAGACAUUGGCCGUAUUUCCAGAGCCAUGGCCAAAAUAAUAGAAAUUCUUUUGCUCAAUGAGCAAUCUGCUGAUGUAGUGCAAGCCCUCUUGGAUCGCCUGGUUGGAUUCUCUUACAAUGUGUUCUUUGACUGGGAUCAAUACAUUAUGGACACAGCAGACAAAUCAAUGACCCCUGAUGAAGCUAAGAAUUUCAAGGAAUUGGAGAACGCUGUAUGGACCGUCUUCAAGAGCAUGACAUUUGCCUUUACUGUCAUUUUAAAGGCUGUGGCUGUCGAUAUACCCGAUGGAAAGGGCCUCAUUCAGGUUCCUCACGCUGCUCAAGACACCAUCUCGGUGUAUGCCAACUUUAACUUUAUCACUGAGCAUCUGGGAGAAGGUGCAGGUCGUCAAGCCUAUCAAGAUACGUUGACAAAUGCUGUUGCUUAUUUGUUGCAUGAUGACAAUCAAUGCGAGUUGAACAGACUGUUGUCAUUGGCUUUCAAGGAAUAUGCUCCCUCCAAGUUUGUGCAUGACGACAAGCCCACUGUAGAGUUGUUGUCCAUGGUAAAGCAAUCUCGUCUGACCUUCUUUACUGACUUGAUCGAGCAAGUGAUGACCAAUGUGGAUGAUCAAGUGCUGGAAAAUGACAUCUUGCCUGUUAUUUAUCCCGUUCUCAAGUGGAAGCGAAUUGAAAACAAGGAUCUGUAUGAAAGUGCUCAUACGGCUGUCAUCACUGCCUUUAUAGCUGAAAAACCCGUUUCUCGAGAAUUGGCAGGAGUCUAUGCCAAGAUACUGAUCGAUAACUUUCCCGAGCCAAUGAAUCUAGACCAAUUUCGCUUUGGCUUCAACACUUUAAUACAAGCACUGUGUGGCCUGGACGAUGCAUUAGCCUGGCUCACAGUCAAUCAAUUGAUACUCAAGAUUCAUUCCCUUAAUGAGGAAAAGGACAUUCCACUUCGUAACGAAUAUACCACGGCAUUGAUUGAUCUACUCAAACCUCUCUCGCUGGGUCCCUUCUUCCCAUCUAUUUUGGAUGAAAUUAGAACGCUGAUUUUGGCUCAAGAAACUCGUGUCAUGCAGAAGGCUACAAUGAAGAUUCUGUUUGAAACUGUUAGCGGGUCUGGCAUUUCUGAUAUGAGAAGAACUGAAGCUGUUGGCUGGUUUUUGGAGUUGAAACGAGAGUUACAUAUGUAG